Messenger RNA from Branchiostoma floridae (Florida lancelet), 3514 nucleotides. Its product is annotated as protein salvador homolog 1-like. Gene Ontology annotation, biological process: apoptotic process; regulation of cell population proliferation; hippo signaling. The transcript is spliced from 10 exons. Lineage: Eukaryota; Metazoa; Chordata; Leptocardii; Amphioxiformes; Branchiostomatidae. Gene Ontology annotation, molecular function: molecular adaptor activity; protein binding. The coding region runs from base 312 to 1541 and encodes 409 amino acids. The record is from RefSeq and is a predicted model, not a curated record.
CAUCGGCCAAUCACAGCGCAGAGAUAACUGGUGUAGAAAAAUAGUGCAACAUUUGCACGGCGGACGAUUCGGGUGGGCCGGGAUGCCUCGAACACAGGACAAACAGCGUUCAAAACGAUGGUGAACUUUUCUGUUGGGAGCCUAGCGGAGGAAAUUCAGAGAGAAGUACCGGUAUAAGGGACCUUUGAACGGACGACGCAAGCCUGCUCCAAGUACGAGGUACCCUGAACUCAGGACAGAAUGCAUUCGCCCGAACUUGUACGCGAGAAACUGUGUGUGUUCACCAAAGAGCACCUUGCAAUUAUACCAAGAUGAAUAUGUUAUCAAGAGCCAGAAAGAAGGAUAAGAAUUCGGCCAAACUCAGUCAUUCUCUCAACGAGGGCAUCACUGGAAAGUAUGUCAAGAAAGAAGACUCUCCCCUGCUCAGAAAUUACAUGUCCCCUGUGGUACGCUAUGGCCCCACCUUCCCCAGGAGAUCAGAAUCCCUCAGUCAGAUCCACGGUCAGCAGGGUUCCACCUCUGAGGAGGGGAGGAGUCCAGACACCAGAACAGCCUCGCUGCCCAGGUUCCACCAGAGAAGCUACAGUAACCAGUCCAGUGUCAGCGACUAUUCCACCCAUGGACACAGCUUCUCACAGGUAACACCAGAGUACAACCCAGGAGGGAGGACAGGGUCACUUCUGCAGGACUAUCAUACUGUAUCUGAGAAUGUCAAUGGGGAGGUUGCAGCUGCAGCAGGUGCCAUGCCUACUGUCCAGGAGAAUUAUGAAGGUCAGGGCUUCAGUGAUGAGUACUACAACCCCAUGUACCAGCACUCCUCCAUGGCUAGUUUACCAGUGCAUGGGGGUGGGCUGACUUCCUACCAGGGUAGAUCACCGUCAGGUUCUGCGUCACCCAUAGGAUCUGUAGGCAAUGUCUCCUCAACAGAUGAACUUCCUCUCCCAACUGGGUGGACUGCAGAUUACACAUUAAGAGGCAGAAAAUACUACAUAGACCACAACACCCAGACUACACAUUGGAGCCACCCUUUAGAAAAGGAGGGCCUUCCUGCUGGCUGGGAAAAAGUAGAGUCUGCAGAAUAUGGAGUUUAUUAUGUGGACCACAACACUAAGAGGGCCCAGUACAGACAUCCAUGUGCUCCCAGGUUUCCUAAGUAUGACCCUCCCCCUCCCCUCCCACCCUCGGCUUACCUGGCCAUGCAGACGUCUCAAGCAAUAGCAGGAGAGAUGGAGGCAGCUGGUAUGCAGGUUCCCCCAAGUCCAUACAUGAAUUCAGAAAUUCCAGAAUGGUUGCAAGUGUACACAAAAGCUCCUCAUGAGUAUGAUCAUAAACUCAAGUGGGACCUGUUCAAGCUGCCGGAGCUGGACUGUUACCAGGAGAUGCUGAUGAGACUGUACAGGAAGGAGCUGGAGGUGGUGGUCAUGAGCUACGAGCGGUACAGACAAACCCUGCAGCAGGAGAUGGAGAGAAGACAGAAGGAGAUUGAGAGGGACCGCAACAAGGCACAGGCACUCGCACAGAACAUAGAGACUAAAGUCUGAUGCAAAGUCCUGAGGGAUUUGAAGCUUGAUGUAUAAAGUCACACUGAGGUUCAGUAAGUAGAUUUAUUAUAGAGACUGAAGAAUGACUCAAAACAUGCCUGUAGUGCAAGGACCAAGUGAUGACUUCAACUGCAACUUAUUUUACUGAAACAAAAUCGCAAAGAUGACAUCCUUGAUCCAUAUACACAUGUAUAAUGAACUAAGAAGGAGCACUGAACUGAAACAGUUAGUUAUUGGUUGUACUGUGCCUUUAAUCCAACACCAGAGCUAUGUAAUAGCCAAAGUACAGUGUGGUAUGAUGAAGAAGCCUUGGUAGGCAGCACCUGUCUUGUAAGUCAUUGUUCAAAACGUCUUGGCAUCAAUGCCCAUCUCAAAUUGAUAGAACAAACACCAUUUUGUUUUAUCCGUGUGUGUUGUCAUUUUGUGACCAAGAAGAGGUAGGAAAAUUGAGAACUGCUCUGUUUGUUCCCAGGAAUCUAGAACAUUCUAAGGAAGGCUAUAAAUCAAUUGUUUUGCAGUGGCUACAAAAAGUCAAAGCCAAUGUCAUCAAAUGGCAGAUGAUUGCUCCAGAAAAAUUAACAGUAGGACAGUGUACUGUGGCAGGACAAUGUACUGAAGAGCUUUGACAGUGCUGCUGAAUACGCAUGUUUUGUACCAUAUUGAGAAUAAUGUAGAUACUGUAAGGGACAUUGCAAUGUGUGAAUAACGUAGGCUGUAAGUAACAUAGGGAAAAGCCAUGAAUUGCUUUUAAUUGAUUGUUCUAGUUUACUUCUGAUAUCCUUUCGACCAGAAGUUAAAAGAAAAUAUACAUUAUUGCACUGGAUUAACCAAUGCAGUGUGACCAGUAACAGAUAGAGCUUAGACAAUGUUUUUAGGUUGUAAGAUGAAAUGUCUAUAGGUCACCUGUCACUGGGAUUUGUCCCAGUGAUAUAAUCUAUUAAACAUUUACUGUAGUGAUAACUAUUACCAAUUGUGAUAAAUUGAGGUAGCCAAAAACACAGGCUUGGCAUUUUAGUCCAAAGUAGGCCAGUGCCUUUUUUUAGCAUAGGAAGAUUGAAGUGUUGACUUCAUGUUCGAUCAUAUUUUCCAAUCAUUUAAUGUAAGUAAUGCAUGUGUACUGAACUUGAUUCCCAUGAAUUAAUAGGGAGUCAGAUAUUUCCUGACUAUCUACAUUCCAUCUCAUGGUGCUUUCACUGGAAUGUAUUUUAGUAUGUUGAUUCUAGCUUUCUACGAUUGUCCUUGUGAAAGUUGUGAAUACAAUUGUGCCUGUUGUGACUACAUGAGCUAAGAUUUUUUGUCGUAAUUCAGGCAUCUGUUUUUGUACAGCUAGUAGAAGUAUGAAGAGCUUGUAGUGGUAGAGAUAUUUAUGGAUUAGCAUCUUGAGAUUGUGUAGAGGUAGUAUGAUAGGAAAUUACUGUUGCUCUUGUCAGCAACAAAUGCAUCAAAUCGUGCAUAUUGUAUUAGAGCUAUUUAUGAAACAUCAUAGGAGGUAAAUUAUUCAUAUUUAUGUCAAUACUGACAAUAGCCCACCAUAAGAAUAUGUAUGUAAUUGUAAUUGUGAAUGAUACCUUGGAUAGCUGCAGUGAAUUCUUCAUUUAAAUUUACAUGUAUUUUUAUUGCAAACAACUCCUUUAAAUGAUUUCUCCCUACAGAACUAUGUUUGUAACUUUUGUACACUUAGCUUUAGUUUUUGAAAUACUAAAUGAAACUUCUUCAGUUUUGUUUAAAAACAUAAAUCCAGGAUCAUUUUGCAUUGCUGUUUAAAGGGCUUUACCCAACGAGUCCUUGUUUUACUGUUGGAAACUGGGCAGACUUUGCUGUAAGAAUUUGAUGUUGCUGGCACCUACAUGUACUGAGGUACAUGUUUUUGUAGAGAUGUGUAUGUUGUGUGUGUAAGAUGUUCGUUAAUUGACCUGUCUUCUUUGACAUGUCAAACUGAAAUGUGGAAUAAACAAUACCACCAUCAUUUUUGA